Messenger RNA from Onychostoma macrolepis, 3919 nucleotides. RefSeq names its product tropomodulin 1 (gene tmod1). Gene Ontology annotation, biological process: pointed-end actin filament capping; myofibril assembly; muscle contraction. Lineage: Eukaryota; Metazoa; Chordata; Actinopteri; Cypriniformes; Cyprinidae. The transcript has 11 exons. Gene Ontology annotation, cellular component: striated muscle thin filament; myofibril. The record is from RefSeq and is a predicted model, not a curated record. Gene Ontology annotation, molecular function: tropomyosin binding. Bases 346 to 1482 code for a protein of 378 amino acids.
UCUCCGGGUUUGUGGAAAGUACUCUUUGAUCGCAACCGACUACUGGACUUGGUGAAAGAAGGCUGUAGCAGUAACUGCUUUUAAUAUUUGGACUUUUCUCCGCCGUGUCAAACGCCGUUCUUCUAUGAACCUUGGACUUGAGAAUACAUUGCUUGAGGCAGCAGCACAUUUGUGUGAAUUAGCGGCUCCGAAAAGAAACCAUAUCUGGUCAAAGUAUUCAGCUGUCACAUGCGCUAUAUAUAGUGUGGGAUAAGCGCUGUCUGAAGUCUUGUGCUUGGGGGGGGUCGAGUGUUCCUGCCUUUUUUAGUGUCUUCUGUGCCCUUCCUGCAUUUGAUCUUAUUCACCAUGUUCCAUAAAGAGAUGGAUAAGUACCGGGAUGUGGAUGAGGACGAGCUCUUGCAGAAGCUCAGUGAAGAAGAGCUCAGGAGACUAGAAGAUGAACUCGAAGAGCUUGAUCCUGAUAACGCACUGUUGCCCGCAGGAUUCAGACAAAGGGAUCAGACCAAGAAAGCUCCGACCGGAUCUUUCCAGAGAGAUAACCUUCUCGCUCACCUGGAGAAACAGGCCAAAGAACAUCCAGACCGAGAUGAUCUUGUUCCCUACACUGGCGAGAAAAGAGGAAAAGCAUGGGUGCCUAAAUCCAAUGUUGUUGACCCAAUCCUGGAAGAUGUUACUCUGGAGCCUGAACUAGAGGAGGCGCUAUCUAGUGCUACUGAUGCAGAAUUGUGCGAUAUAGCAGCCAUUUUGGGCAUGCACACACUGAUGAGUAAUCAGCAGUAUUACGAAGCACUGGCCAGCAGUACUAUCGUCAACAAACAGGGCUUGAACAGUGUAAUCCAGUGUACUCAGUAUAAGCCAGUGCCAGACGAACAGCCCAAUGACACAGAUGUAGAGGAAACACUACAGAGAAUCAAGAGAAAUGAUCCAGACCUUGUUGAGGUCAACCUAAACAACAUCAAGAAUAUUCCAGUCCCAACUUUGAAAGCGUAUGCUGAAGCUCUCAAAGGGAACAGUGUUGUGGAACGCCUGAGCAUCGUAGGCACCAGAAGUAACGAUCCUGUGGCCUUUGCACUAGCAGACAUGCUGAAAGUGAACACCACUCUGAAGAGUCUAAACGUUGAGUCAAACUUCAUUACUGGAACUGGAAUUCUGGCACUCGUGGAAUCAUUAAAGAGCAACACUACACUGCUGGAGCUAAAGAUUGACAACCAGAGCCAGCCUUUAGGUAAUAAGGUUGAAAUGGAGAUAGCUAACAUUUUGGAGAAGAACACUACUCUGCUGAAGUUUGGAUACCACUUCACCCAGCAGGGCCCACGCUUACGUGGAUCUAAUGCCAUGAUGAACAACAAUGAUCUGGCACGUGUAGUUCGGUCGGACACGGAUGGUGCGAUCACAUUCACUCUGUCAGUCCCUGAGCUGGAAAGAGCCUUCUGUAAAAAGUUCAAGUCCACAACGAAACCCAAUAAGAAAGAGAAGGCUUGAAGGAGGACCCAUCUUUCCUAAAUGUCGGACAAACGUGUAGCAGCAUCAGGAACCCUCUAUGGCCUGGGACCUGCAUCACACCCCAUCUCAUCCCAUAUCCACCCUUCAUUUCUGUCCCUUUCACAGAUAACUCACAAAAUCAUCUUAAAGGAAACAUUAAAAUCAGAAUGCCUUUUUUCAAAGCCCCAGAUCUGGAAACCCAAAGGUACCACCCUCUGUUUACCAGACACAUAGUUACUCAUGGCAGAGUGUUUUAAAAAUGUGUAAACUACCUGCCAUAACAUUAGCAGGGAAAAAUCACCUACUCAUGUUGAUGGAAGCAGUAAAGAUGAAAAUGAUGCUCAAUUUAUCACAAUGUUCUCAGUUGACAUAAUCUUCCCAUUGUAAACAGUUUGACCCUAAAGCCAGCCAUUUUGCAGUGUUUGGAUGCACACCAAGAGCAUCAAACUUGACUGAUUGUAGCUGUGGUUUUGCCUUCUCCGGGCCAGUUUGAGUCUCACUUUAGUGGUAGUUGUCGCAUAGAACAGUGGUCUCAAACUCAGUUCCUGGAGGGCCACAGCUCUGCAGAGUAUAGCUCCAACCAGCUCCAAAUCACACCUGCUUGGAAGUUUCUAACAAUCCUGAAGACCUUGAUUAGCUGGAUCAGGUGUGUUUGAUUAGGGCUGGAGCUAAACUGUGCAGAGCUGUGGCCCUCCAGGAAUUGAGUUUGAGACCAAUGGCAUAGAAUAUGGGAUAUGCUAUAAUUUGACCUGCUCUUCUGUGUUUAACAACUGGUAAAUUUGUUGCUAUACAAAUUCAUUGUUGGCAAGUCACUGUACUGUGGUUUCUGGUACUUUGCUAUGCGGAAAAUACCAAUGAAAGUGCAUUGUUGGUGCAUAUUUGUAUAAACUCACAUCGCCAAGUCGCCAACAGCUCAUGUCGCCUAUUAUAGUCGCGUUGAAAAUUAAAUACAAAUUUCCAGUCGUUGCAAAUCACUGUCAGUGUGAAUAUAACUUUAUUGGUCACCUGACAACAGUAUAAAAUCUAAGAUCUGUGUAUUUGCACUGCUCCAGUAUAUUUAUGAAUUUAUUUAUAUAUUUUAUAUUCUAUGUUUGAUGAGGAAAAAUCUCUUUUUCAUGUUUAGGGCAAGCUGUGUUUCAUUUUACACAACUAGCAGUAAUAUCUCUCAUAUUAUACUAAUGGUCUCUCUCUACGAUAACCACUUAUCAUUAAAUGAUUGUGAUUGAUGUGUAUACAGUGUUCUCUAUAGUCUUCCUCAUUAAAUGCUUUUUUUUACUUUUAAGUGAGAAUCAUAACACACAGUAGAAAACGUAUCAUAAAACUAUGUGUGCUAUUGCCUAUACCUCUUCUCAUGAAGUAAUUUCCAGGUUAUAUUUCACCCAAAAUCAAAAGAAAUUAUAUUUUAAGAACAUUAGAAAAUUAUUUCUAGUUUUAGGUUUUUAGGUUUUAGAUUUUUUUUUUUGUUGCUUCAAACUGUAUUUAAUAAUUAUAUAUGGUUAUAAACAGAUUGUUGUGCUGAUACAAGUAAAGUCUGUAUGUGUUAAAUAAUGUUUGCAGUUCUUCCUUCCUGGAAAAACAUAUUUAUGUAAUAUUUUGAAGAUAAUCACAUUAGGCUAUUUCAUGAUUCCUGCUUUCCAGGCCCCAAAUUUAAAACCUUAAGAUGAUUAAGAUAUUCGAUUAACAUAUGUUCCUAAAUUCAUUUUACAGUUUGCACACAUGUAUUUUUAGUUGCAAAUGUUCGCACUGUUGAGCUCUUGUACAGGAAUGUAUACUUAAAAUUGCACUGAAUGAUUUUAACAAUACAAUUAUUUUGCUAAAUAUAAUUUCUUUUUGAUUCUUGGCAGUUUUCCCGAGACUGGGCAUCAUUUGCAAUCUGUCAUGUGCAGUGAUUUAGCAGGGUGUGUGUGUGUGUCUCAGAUAUUUGUUGUCCGUGAUCAGGCCUCUCUUCACACUCUCCCAGCACAAUAAAAGUCAGUAUGUUUUAUGGAUGUAAACAUUUUCCUACUGUUUAAAGGACAGAGCAUUUAUGGGACUUUUGGGGUCGUCGUCUUGUUCAAAACCAAAAAGGGAAAAUUCACUGUUGAUUGUCCUGUUUUUGGACGCAGGCCCAUAAUCAUUGCCAUAGAGUGCCUGGGCUGGUGCACACAUGUACAUUUUGUUAGUGCACCUUACUGUAUGUGGUUUAUUGAGUUAAUAAAGACUGAAAAAGUUGUGUGGAAAUGUUGCCCUCUGCAGAAACCUUUUUUUAACCACAUUAAUAGCUUUGCAUCAGGAAUACUAUUUAAAUAUUUAUAUGCAGAAGGUUAAAAUGAUUUAGAAUGAUCAACAGUGCCACUUUGUGGUCUGGUUUAUUACUAGUGGCUGCAUAAUACCAAUAAUACGUAGGCUUUGCAUGUUAACAUAAUUUGUGACCUUGUACUUUUUUAAGAAGUUGAAU